AUGUCCGUAGCUCGUCAAUUCCUUCGCACCUGCCGGGCAGGUCGUAACACUGUUCCUAUUGUCACUCGCAUUCCCACCAACCACUUUUCCACCACCCGGGCCAACUGCCUUCAGACCACAGACCAGAAGAACCGCAUCCCUGAAAAAGAAGUGCCCGUCACCGACUACGAUGCAGGCCACAGCUCUGCACACAAGCGCACUCUCCCCGUCAACCCGACACCUCUCCGGGACACAUCAUCAUCAUCAUGGCCCGACCCGGAGACGGUCGACCCCCUCACCCGCGAUGUAUACGAGCGGAUGCCCAAGACCAUGCGCAACAUGAGCAUGUUCGGCAAGACGGUCAUCAUCACUGGUGGCGCCCGUGGUCUCGGGAACCACAUGGCUCGCGCUUGUGCCGAGGCCGGCGCCAAGAACAUUGUCAUCUUUGAUGCCAAUCAAGAACUCGGAGACGAGGCUGCUGCCGAGCUCCACGAUAAGACCGGGCUGCCCAUCUCCUUCUACCGCGUGGAUGUGCGUGACGCGGCUGCUAUCACUGCCUCGGUCCAGGCUUGUGUGGAGAAGUACGGCGUACCGGAUGUUCUGAUCAACUCGGCCGGUAUUGCCGACUCCAACAUCAAGGCGGAGACCUACGAUGUGGCCAUGUUCCGCCGGCUGAUCGAUAUCAAUCUCACCGGUUCCUUCUUGAUGUCCCAGGCGGUGGGCCGAACCAUGAUCGCGGCUGGAAAGCCCGGUAGCAUCAUCCUGGUUGCUUCCAUGUCGGGGACCAUUGUCAACUACCCCCAAGAACAGAGCUGCUACAAUGCCUCCAAGGCUGGUGUCAUUCAAUUGGCCAAGUCUCUUGCUGCGGAAUGGGCCAAGAACGAGAUUCGAGUCAACUGCAUCUCACCCGGAUACAUGGACACCGCGUUAAACCGAGUGCCCGCCCUCGAGGCCCAGAAGAAGAUCUGGAAAUCCUUGACUCCUCAGAACCGUCUCGGUAACGUCGAUGAGCUGAAUGGUCUCUGUGUGUUUUUGGGCUCGGAUGCAUCCAAGUUCAUGACUGGUGCCAACUGUAUCAUUGACGGUGGAUACACAUGCUACUAA
Molecule: messenger RNA, 1083 nt
Organism: Penicillium diatomitis
Lineage: Eukaryota; Fungi; Ascomycota; Eurotiomycetes; Eurotiales; Aspergillaceae
Product: D-arabinitol 2-dehydrogenase
Exons: 1
Coding region: 1-1083 (360 amino acids)
Molecular function (GO): oxidoreductase activity, acting on the CH-OH group of donors, NAD or NADP as acceptor
Source: RefSeq, a predicted model, not a curated record